GCAUCAUUAGCCAAGAUCAUGCGUACAAAUUGCUACAUUACUGCCUAAGGAAACACUUUGGACCAAAUUUCUUCUCCUAUCUACUUCCCUACACCCUCCAUGCUCAAUCAUUAACCACACCAGAGUAGGCCACAGCCUCUGUUCCAACUUCCAUCUAACCCACUUGUCUUCUUAAGCAGCAACAAUAACCAUUAGGACAAGGACAAGAACAAGAAAAAAACAUUCAUAUCCCAAGAGAUCAUGGCACUUCAACAACACAUUGCAGCUUUUUACCUGACCUUGUGGCUGCUUCUUCACUUGUCUCAGUCUUCUGCUCACAUUGAAAGAGCAAGCCAACCUUACAUGACUUCAGAUGCAACUGAGAUAGCAGGAAAGUCCUACGACUACAUCGUGGUAGGCGGAGGCACUGCAGGCUGCCCCCUGGCUGCAACCCUCUCCGAGAAGUACUCAGUGCUCGUCGUGGAACGUGGUGGCUCGCCAUAUGGCAACCCGUGGAUAACCGAGAAGCUCUUCUACGGCUUCUCGCUGCUCCAAACCGAUGAGCUCACAUCAGUUGCUCAGGCAUUCGUGACCGAAGAUGGAGUUCAAUGCCACAGGGGAAGGGUGCUGGGAGGUUCGACGGCUAUCAAUGGAGGGUUCUACAGUAGGGCCAGUGGUGAUUUCGUGAGAAGAGUGGGUUGGGAUGAAGAGAUGGUGAAGGAAGCUUAUGAAUGGGUGGAAUCUGAAGUUGUUUCGAAACCGGAGCUGACCAUGUGGCAGGCUGUUGUCGAGUUCGGACUGCUUGAAGCUGGGAUUCUUCCUUACAAUGGGUUCACCUGGGAGCACGUUGAAGGAACGAAGAUCAGCGGGUCCACGUUCGAUGCUUGGGGGAAAAGGCAUACCUCUGCAGAUCUUCUGCAGAUGGGGAACCCAGAAAACAUCACGGUUCUGUUGAAUGCAACUGUAAAGAGCAUCAUAUUCAACAGCAGUGGAGAUGGAAACAAGACAAUUGCUCGCGGUAUUACAUUCAUAAGUAGCAGUGGCGACGGGAACCAAACUUAUGAUUAUGAAGCUUAUCUCAACCACCAUGGCGGCGAUGUGAUAUUGUCAGCUGGAGCUUUAGGCAGCCCACAGAUCCUUCUGCUGAGCGGCAUUGGACCCGAAACCCAUCUCAGCCAACUCGGCAUCCCAGUCGUGUUGAACUCGAGCCAGGUUGGCCACGGAAUGAAAGACAACCCUGGAAUCGCACUCCUGGUCGACUCCAAACCAGAAAGCCGAUUCCCCGACGCACCACAAGUUGCUGGUAUAACAAAAGGAUUCGAAUUCAUAGUCGAAGGCGGGAUCUUGCCAGUGAGCUUCAACACAACAAGGAUCCCCGUAGCAGUGAAGCUAGCAUUCCCAGAAUCCAAAGGCAAGCUGGAACUGAACACCACAGACCCGAGAAGAAACCCUGUGGUGUCAUUCAAUUACCUGAAGAAGGACAGAGACAUGGAUCAAUGUGUGAAGAUGGCUCAGUUGCUGAAAAGGGUUGCUGGGUCGCCUUCUGUGGAGAUUUUCCUUGGCUACGUACCUCAGAACAAGAACUUCUUCUUGUCGAGUUCUGAUGAGGAGAUGAGAGAGUUCUGCAGGAAGAAUGUGAGGACCUUUUACCAUUACCAUGGCGGGUGUGGUGUUGGAUCGGUUGUUGAUGAGGAUUACAGAGUGUAUGGAGUUGAUGGGUUGAGAGUCGUAGAUGGAUCGACAUUUCUGGAGUCGCCUGGGACUAAUCCCAUGGCUACUCUCUUGAUGCUUGGUAGAUAUCAGGGGGUCAAGAUUCUCAGAGAAAGGGGAGAGUUAGCCUACUGAAAUUCUAAUAUGAUCAAUGUGUGUUUCAGCUCAAUUUCAUAAAUAACCCAACUAUCCAUCCAGUAUAUAUAUAUUCAUAGAAAGAGAAAAGAAUUAAGAAGAAAGAAGA
Molecule: messenger RNA, 1933 nt
Organism: Linum tenue
Lineage: Eukaryota; Viridiplantae; Streptophyta; Magnoliopsida; Malpighiales; Linaceae
Source: the annotation of a GenBank genome assembly